This is a messenger RNA of Penicillium subrubescens, 768 nucleotides long. Its product is annotated as Cutinase. The record is from RefSeq and is a predicted model, not a curated record. Gene Ontology annotation, molecular function: cutinase activity. Lineage: Eukaryota; Fungi; Ascomycota; Eurotiomycetes; Eurotiales; Aspergillaceae. The transcript is spliced from 4 exons. Gene Ontology annotation, biological process: carbohydrate catabolic process. Gene Ontology annotation, cellular component: extracellular region. Bases 1 to 768 code for a protein of 255 amino acids.
AUGUUCUUCAAGCUCCAGUCUCUCGCACUGAUCUUUCUCGGCUUCAAUGCCUAUGCUUCUCCGCUGGCAGAGCCUAAUGAGGUUCAUAUCUCGGAACGAGGUGCAGGGUUGAAUAGCUUUUUGAAUCUUCUUCUUAGCUAUCUACCAGCUAUAGAUACAUCCGUUACCGAUGCAACCGGGAUAAUCACCGAUUUUGACAACCUUCUCGGAGCUUUAACGGGCGCUCAAGAGACAUACAAUGAGUUGGGAAGAUCUUGCACUGAAUGGACUGUUAUAUUUGCUCGUGGCACAGCAGAACCAGGCAAUGUCGGCGUUUUGGUCGGGCCUCCAUUGUUCGAUGCCUUGGAUGACAAAUUCGGAUCUUCUGCAAUUACCAUCCAAGGUGUGAAUGACUAUUCAGCCUCAGUUCAAGGUUACUUGGCAGGAGGAGACUCAAAUGGAAGCGCGGAGAUGGCACGCCAAAUCAGGGCCGCAAAGUCCCAAUGCCCUCACACAAAGCUGAUCGCAUCGGGCUACUCCCAGGGUUGUCAGAUUGUUCAUAAAGCAAUUGCACAGCUUGAUUCCGCUACAGCCAGCUGGAUUUCCAGUGUUCUUCUCUUUGGAGAUCCGCUGAAAGGACAAGCCCUGAACAGUGUUCCUUCAUCCAGAGUUUUCACUGCAUGCCACGCUCUUGAUGAUAUUUGUAAAAACGGCAUUCUUAUUGGUCCCUCCCAUUUGACCUAUGCCGUGGAUGUUGUUAAUGCUGUCAACUUUGCUGCGGCUCAUUAG